Molecule: messenger RNA, 2601 nt
Organism: Asterias rubens (European starfish)
Lineage: Eukaryota; Metazoa; Echinodermata; Asteroidea; Forcipulatida; Asteriidae
Product: glycine receptor subunit alpha-3-like
Exons: 10
Coding region: 80-1294 (404 amino acids)
Biological process (GO): nervous system process; chloride transmembrane transport; signal transduction
Cellular component (GO): membrane; synapse; neuron projection
Molecular function (GO): extracellular ligand-gated monoatomic ion channel activity; chloride channel activity; transmembrane signaling receptor activity
Source: RefSeq, a predicted model, not a curated record
CACAGUUGGGUUCGCGUGCCGAGAGAGCCACUCAGGGCAGCCCGAUCGAGAACAGUGAGAGAGCGACCGAGAAGACAGCAUGCAUCUCGUGGGGGAAAAUGCAACCUUUCGCCGUAUGCUGUGUGUCGUUAUCGCGCUGAUGCUAGUUCGAUUUGUGAACGGCACUAUGAACACCUCUGCGGUGCUAGAAGGAAUGUUUGCAGGGUACGACAAGCGCAUCCGGCCUUCUUGCAGAGAGGAUGGGAACUCAUCUAUGGCGACUUCUGAUGAAGAUCCACCGGUGCGAGUCUACGUCCAAAUUUACAUUGAAAGUAUAGACGGCAUCAAGGAGACUACUAUGGAUUUCUCGAUCACCAUGUAUUUACGAAUGAAAUGGCAAGACACCCGACUUGCCUUCAAUGGUAAUCGUAGUCUUGUGCUUGCCGGCUACGGCAUGGACAUUGCAUGGCUCCCUGACGUCUAUUUUGUGUACGAAAAGCAAGCAAGCCCACAUCUGGUGACCCAGGCGAACAAGUUACUUCGGAUUUACCCGAAUGGGAGUCUUUCGUACAGUGGAAGGUUUAGCAUAACUGUUGCCUGUAACAUGCAACUGAACAAGUUUCCGAUGGAUUCACAGAAGUGCACCAUCAUCAUCAGCAGUUACGCUUAUAAUACUGAUGAAGUCGUUCUUUAUGGAGACGAAUUCAGCAUCGUCAAGGAGCCAGGAAUCAUGAUCUCCAAAUUCAAAAUGACUAAACACAUGGUUGAAAAUCGAGAUAUCGAAUACUCAAUUGGAAACUUCAGUGGUGUGAGAUGCCAUUUCUACUUCACACGUCAAGUCGAGGCCUUCUUCCUGACGGUGUAUAUCCCAACGGUACUUCUCGUCACCAUAGCCUGGCUGUCAUUCUGGAUUGACGCCAAGGCAGCGCCCGCUCGCGUCGCCAUAGGGGUAACCACGGUGCUGACUGUCACCACAAUGACGGCAGGAAUACAGAACUCACUUCCCGUUGUGACGUAUGCGAAAGCAAUUGACAUCUGGCUAGUGGUGUGUCUCAUGUUUGUGUUCAUCUCACUGCUGGAGUAUGGCGCGGCAAACUACCUACUAGUCGGAGAGAUGAAAUCAUCUGAAUCCCCACCAGGGAGUGCAUCCCAGGACAGCAAGCAGAACGAGCUAGACCUACGGGGAGCUCAAUCGACUAGACGGCGGAGGCGUUUGACGGCGAGUCAGUUAGAUCGUUACGCUAGGUGGUGCUACCCGUUCAUGUUCUCGAUCUUCUGCGCCUUAUACUGGGUAUUUUUCCUCACUAUGGAAUAACAGUGCGCAGGACGUUUCGAGGACACCAAAAGGUGUCCCAAAUGAAGACUUAUACUAAUACCCUGAUUGGCAGAUGCAGAUUUUCAAUUGGGUACAAGUAUUCUCGAAUGGGAUAACUUUAUUUUGUACUUAAGGUUCAUCAAUUUGAGGAUUGGGUCGAUAUCCUCAAUUGGGAGGUGUGAUUCGUCGCCACAAAAAUGUGUUCCAAAUGAAGACUAUAGAUUGGCAGUUGAAGGUUUUUAAUUGGGUACAAGUAUUCUCGAAUGGGAUUACUUUGUUUUGUACUUAAGGUUUAUCAAUUUGAGAAGGUUUGAACGCUGGUAUAUUAAUCCUUUGCAUUGACCUCUAUCUUUGAUGCACGUAUUAUAGGCUAUGGCCGUGUGCGAAACAGCAACUUUGGCUACAGCUCUGGCUAGAUCAGUGCGUUUGCCAGUGUUGAAGAGCACGCGAUCUAGCCGUAGCUGUUGCCAAAGUUGCCGUUUCGGUAUCGAUUUCCUUAUUGACAGAUGAAGGUUUUUAGUUGGGUACAAGUAUAUCUCAAAUGGGAUACCUUUGUUUUCUACCUAACGUUUAUCAAAAGAGAAUUGGUUUGAUAGUCUCACAUGGGAGAUAGUUUGAACACUGGUAGCACAAAAUGACUAUAUUGAUAGACUUGUGGACAAGUCGUUGAUGGUCUGUGUCGCUGAGAUAGUUGAGUCGCGGUGCUGGCGGGAUGAUUCAGGUUUCCGCGAUCGAAUCUGGCUGCCGAUGGGACCGUAGUCGUGAGAGAGGUAGUCUAUGUCUUGUGGGGGCCAGCAGUUUCGCGAGAAUAUUGCCAGUGACGCAAUAAUUGCAGAGACAGACGGAACGCUAUCAUCGCGACAGAUAUUUAACGACUUGUCCACAAGUCUACCCAGUAUUGGCCACACCAUGGAGGAUGACCUCAUUGACUUUUGACACAUGUAUGGUGGUGGUGGUUUGAAUGGGGUACUACAUCCCUAAUGGGAAAGUCUAGAGUUACUCCACGUGGUUCGAAAUGGGUAUACAUCCCUUCAAAUGGUUUAGUGACUUAAAAAAACAAGUACUGGUGCGAUAGACAAUAAUGAGCAAAAAAUGUAAUUGAAACAAAUAUAUAGGCCUACAUUAAAAGAAAAUUUUUGAAAAUAUCUACUGAGAAUUAACAUACCCGGUUCUUCAGUUUUGUUUUAUACACGGUUUUGUAUGAUGUAAAGUUAUAAAAUGUGUUUACUAACUAAUUGAUCUAUGUAUCUUAACAAAGAGUUCUCCAGAAGACGAUCAGAGCAUACUGAUCGAAACGUCGAGUUAAU